Messenger RNA from Aspergillus vadensis CBS 113365, 1119 nucleotides. Its product is annotated as cytochrome P450. Gene Ontology annotation, molecular function: oxidoreductase activity, acting on paired donors, with incorporation or reduction of molecular oxygen; heme binding; iron ion binding. The transcript has 3 exons. NCBI's taxonomy places the organism in Eukaryota, Fungi, Ascomycota, Eurotiomycetes, Eurotiales, Aspergillaceae. The record is from RefSeq and is a predicted model, not a curated record. The annotation marks the transcript as partial.
CCAAAGUACCAAGGCAAAGACAUUCCACAGAUGGAGCAUGCCAUCGACCAGAACCUCCUCACCUGGCUGGAUUAUAUUCAGAUGCACGCCGUGACAACGCCAGGCCGCCACGUUGCAUUCGAUAUGGCGCGAAGCAUACAAUGGCUGCUAUUUGAUAUGGUGUGCCACUUAUGUCUCGGCCACCCCCUGGGAUUCAUCGACCAUCAUGAAGACUGUUAUGGAUUUCAGAAUGUCCUAGAAACCCGCCUGCCCAUCGUGGAGAAAUUUGCUAUCUUCACUGAAAUCAACACCUGGAUCAAGAUGAUCUCCCACAUACCGAUAGUGCGUAGGGUAUUACCCUCACCUAAGGAUAAGGACGGUAUCGGAGCAAUCAUGGGGGUCGCUCAGAAAACAGUCAACGCCCGCAUAGCACAGGGCAUUCCGCCAAAGCAUAACGAGACAAUGCUAGAUUCAUGGCUUUGCAACGGGGUUGACGGAUCGUUGGCAGUCACAGAAGUUACAAUUGCCCUCUUCGCCGGCUCCGACACAACCGCCACCUCCAUCCGCGCCCUCCUCCUGCACAUCAUCACCAACCCCCUAGUCUACAAACGCCUAACCGACGAAAUCCGCAAUGCAGCCACCACAACCCCCAUAAUAACCGAACGAGAAACCAAAUCCCUCCCCUACCUCCAAGCCUGCAUCCUCGAAGGCCUACGCAUCUUCCCACCCAUCACGGCACUACGCGAGCGCGUAGUCCAUCCCGGAGGCGAUACUCUAAACGGAGUAUACGUCCCCGAAGGUACGAACAUAGGGCUCAAUCUCCCGGGUUUGUUACGGAACGAGGUAUUUGGGCCAGACGUGGAUGUGUUUCGUCCAGAGAGGUGGUUGGAGGCGACGCCCGAGCAGAGACAGCGUAUGGAUCGGGUGCAUGAGCUGAUGUUUAAUUGGGGGAGUACGAGGUGUUUGGGAAUUCGGUUGGCAGUGAUGAUGAUGGGUAAGGUGGUGGUCGAGGUGUUGAGGAGGUGGGAUGUGGUGGCUUUGAGGCCACAGAGGCCGUGGAGGAGUCGGUGCCAUGGGAUCUUUUUGCAGAGGGACUUCGAGGUGCGUGUUGUGGAUGUGGUGAGGGAAUCUGAGAGGUAG